This is a messenger RNA of Meyerozyma guilliermondii ATCC 6260, 1956 nucleotides long. RefSeq lists its product as uncharacterized. Bases 1 to 1956 code for a protein of 651 amino acids. The record is from RefSeq and is a predicted model, not a curated record. The transcript has a single exon. Lineage: Eukaryota; Fungi; Ascomycota; Pichiomycetes; Serinales; Debaryomycetaceae.
AUGGAAGAAAAGCGUUCAAAAAAUCAGUUUGCGUUCAAUGUGUUUGCUGAAACAGACUCUAAGGAACACUUUCCUACCACGAUGGAAGUGGAAACCCAUCUAAAACUAUUGAAAAGUUUUGAAGUUCUUCGAAAAACCGCCGUUCCAAAUUAUACCGAUCCUGAGUCUUCGGGUCCUAAAGACUGGCAGGUUUUUGUCACCAACUCGGUGCGUCGCUUCAUCACAUAUGUGAGCGCGUUAAAGGUAUACAUGUACAAAGGGGAUGGUCCAGAAGUGUUUCCCUUAGACGAGGCGUCCAUGUGGGUCAAAGAGUCUACCAAAAAUCAACGCCAUAUUAACAUCAUGGCAAGUCAUUUGCCACCGUUGGACGUUCUUAUGGUGUGGCACGCCUUUGCGCUUAAUCCAAAGGCUUUUUAUGAUACGUUUGUCAGGAACAAUUUCUUGUCGUUCGUCUUCAUUCCUUUCCCAUUGGACCGUAUAAGUCAAGCAAUCGAUGCUAAUUUUACUUAUAAGCCCAACGAGCCACUCGUGGAUGAAUACCAUAAGAUUUUGAAGGCAUAUGGCGUGACUAUGGACUACUACUUUAAAGGUCAAUUCAAUCCUGCCGUCCAUAAAGUGCCGGUGAUGUGCCCCGUGUGUCAUAAAGUGAUUUCACAAAAUGUUGACCUCACCAACUUUGCCAAUACAGGGUUUGCAGACGAGAACUUUGAGAUUUUGGGGGUUCCUCUGUGCUGCUCUUUCACUUCUCGCAUUGACCAUCAGCAGUUACGGCGACGUCAAUUGUACGCUGAUUUGAAAGAUCACAGACCUUUGCCUUAUUUGACAAAACACUUUUCUUCCGUUUUGAGUCCCCUGAGUAAGACAGAUCCCGCUGCAAUGGAUGAACGGAUCAAGUUGGAAGCCGAGCCUAUGUUAUUAGGGCUUCAAUUUUCAGACUUAGAUCUGUUUCUCACCAAUUACGAACGUCGACCCCGAGAAAAGAGACGUCUCCAAAUCAUUGGCAGAAACUAUUUCCAGUCGAACCUUAUACACCUCACCAUUCCUCGUUCAGAUGUCAUCCAGGUUCAUGAAGAUUUGGUUGGUUGUGUUAUGCGCCAGGGUCGGUUUGUGGACAAGAUGAAUGCUUUUGACUGGAUAAACUCACCAGUGAAACAAGAAGGCAUUGCUGAAUCAGUUCUCAGAUACUCGCGGUUUCUCAGUCUUCUUUUAAAGUAUGGACCUGCUUAUAUGCUUGUGCCCACUCUCGAUAUUGAUCUUAUAUGGCACACCCAUCAAUUGUCCAUCUACUUUUAUUUCCAGUGGUGCUUGAUAAAGGGCAAAUGGGGUAUGGUGUUUGAUCACGACGAUAAAGUGGACGAGAACCGGUUGGAUCUGUCUUUUGAAAGAACUGCCAAAUUGUACCGUUCCGCUUUCAAACAAGAAUACUCGAUUUGUUAUUGUUGGUAUUGCAUUUGUGUUCGAAACAAUUCCCAAUCCAAACUCAAAGCCAUAUUCAAAUCGAAAAAGAAGCUCGAAGAAAACGAAGAUGUCAUGAAAAAAAGUCCUCUUUAUGGACCCGAGUCCAACUUGACCCAUAUAAGUACCCAUAAUGCUGUUACUGUGCCGCUGAAACGUGCCGAACUACAACGUCUCAGCGUUGAGAGAAAGUAUAAAGACCGUUACAUGCCAUGGUCUGUUGACCCAGGGUACGGCUACUAUUAUAGUCCUGGCUUAUUUGCGGUAGCACCAUUAGCACCAUUUGCACUUGCUGCUGGCGGAGCUGCGUACUUUGGAUCUGGAACAUGUUGCAGUGGAGUCGGUGGUUGUGGAGCCACAGCCUGUGGUAGUGGUUCUGGCUGUGGAAGUGGAGGCUGUGGGAGUGGAGGAAGUGGUGGUUGUGGAGGAGGUGGUGGUUGUGGUGGAGGAGGUGGUUGCGGAGGAGGAGGAGGCGGAGGAUGUGGGGGUGGUGGAAGUUAA